Drosophila subobscura is the source of this 1476-nucleotide messenger RNA. RefSeq names its product prolyl 4-hydroxylase subunit alpha-1-like. Gene Ontology annotation, cellular component: endoplasmic reticulum. The coding region runs from base 1 to 1434 and encodes 477 amino acids. The record is from RefSeq and is a predicted model, not a curated record. NCBI's taxonomy places the organism in Eukaryota, Metazoa, Arthropoda, Insecta, Diptera, Drosophilidae. Gene Ontology annotation, molecular function: iron ion binding; protein binding; procollagen-proline 4-dioxygenase activity. Gene Ontology annotation, biological process: peptidyl-proline hydroxylation to 4-hydroxy-L-proline. The transcript is spliced from 7 exons.
AUGGAGGAUCUCCUGGAGUUCAAUGCGGAUUUGCUCUUCCAGCUGGACAGCUACAUUGACGUUCUCGAAGCUAGAAUCAAUCUUAUCCGAAGGAUAGCGCAUUACAUGAUGAAGCAUUAUAAUAGGGACAGCCUGCAAGGAAAUCUCCUCAGCCACUUUCGUCUCCUUCGACACAUGCAGAAGGACUGGGCACACGUGCUGGAGUUGAUGGAGCAGCCCCUGGGCAAGAGCCAGUUGCUGUUCCUGAAGGAGUCACGACCCCAUUACCCCAGUGCCUCUGACUUGGAGGAAGGCUCCUUCGGCAUUCAGCGGAUAAAGCAGAUCUAUCGGUUGCAGCUUAAGGAUAUGGUCUCCGGCCUGCUUGAUGGCGUUCAACAUGGGACCAGCUUUUCUACCCUGGAGAGUUUCACUGUGGCUAGGGCACUGUAUAGGAGGUUCAGAUACCACGAGGCGAUACCAUGGCUGGAGCAGACUCUCAGCCUAUACGAACAGACAUCAGAGGAGGCAAGAGAGAGCUAUCAGUUGCUUGGCUUCGAUGUCUCCCAAACGCACAAGCUGUUCAUCGAAGGACUGAUGAAACUAAAUCGCUAUGAGGACGCUUUGGAGGCCAUUGAUCGGGAUCCCCAACCCUAUCUAUGGCGACUCCGAGAAAGGGUGGAUAUGCUGAUGAUGAGCUCCAACGACCUGCCGCUAGAGAAACCCAAUCCGCCGCUGACUACCUUGCAGCUCUGCUGUCGUGGAGGCUGUCCGUAUCGGGACAUGCACCGCCUGACUUGCAGCUACAACACCACAGUCACGCCCCUCCUCCGGCUGGCUCCCUUCAAGACGGAGAUUCUCUCGCUCUCGCCCUACAUGGUGCUCUACCAUGACGUCAUCACACCGCUGGAAUCGGAGACGCUCCGAAAUCUGUCCAGGCCGCACAUGAAGCGUCGGGCCAUGACCUACAACAAGCUGAAUCUGAGGCCAAUAAUCGACCCGAAACGCACCUCGAACUCUGUGUGGUUCAAGUCCAAUAGCAAUGCAGUGAUCGAGCGGCUGGAGCGGAGGGCUGGGCACAUGACAAACUUCGAGAUGGAGUACUCGGAGGUAUACCAGAUGCUCAACUAUGGGAUCGGUGGCCACUACUAUCCCCACGUUGACCACUUUGAGAGCCCAGAGGUUCUCAAGCAGCGGAAAAUAGGAGACCGAAUAGCCACCAUUCUGUUUUAUCUCAGUGAUGUCCCUCAAGGAGGUGCCACGCUUUUUCCUUUGCUAAAUAUCUCCGUUCAACCACGACAAGGUGACGCUCUUCUCUGGUACAACCUCAACGAUCGAGGACAGGGCGAAAUGGACACUCUGCAUACAUCAUGUCCCAUAAUUAAAGGUUCCAAGUGGGCCCUGGUCAAGUGGAUAGACGAGCUGUCGCAGCCCUUCCGCAGACCGUGUAAUCGAUAGCACUUCCUUUCAUGCCCAUGUCUAAUGCACAAUUCUGUUCGC